ACAUGAUCCACGGUAAUGGUAGAAGUAUAUUCACUGCCUAUGUAUGGUCAAUGACCUACUCCGCAAGCCCUAAUAAAAUGGACACAUACAGGUCAUUCCGUGGGGGCCAUUCUAAGAUAUAUACUGGGGAUAGGCUUAAUGGAGCGCAAUUAUACGAGAGUCAAAACAGCUAUCUCUCUCAGGGAUGGACGGAAACACGAUUAAGUACGAUUCUUAGUACGUAGAACCGCACCAAUUCCAGGGGCCAUAUUUCCAGGGACGCUUGGUACAGUUUCCAUAGUUUUCACAUAUCCAAGCUUUG
Babjeviella inositovora NRRL Y-12698 is the source of this 301-nucleotide messenger RNA. RefSeq lists its product as uncharacterized. The record is from RefSeq and is a predicted model, not a curated record. NCBI's taxonomy places the organism in Eukaryota, Fungi, Ascomycota, Pichiomycetes, Serinales. The annotation marks the transcript as partial. The transcript has a single exon.